AUGGAUCAAAAUCAUCUGAAAUUAAAUUUUAGUCAAUUCAUCGUUGAGAAACAAAACUCUUAUACGGAUGACUAUAAACUUGGUGUAUGAUUAGAGAUAUUGCUAGGGAGUAUUGGGGGUUGGUGCAUUUUCAUAAGUUCGAAAAGUGACUCACAGAAAAACUAGAGCCAUUAGAGCAAUGAAAGUUUAAUUACAUUAUGAUUUAUUAUAGGUCAUUAGCAAAUCAAGACUCUCUACUACAGAAUUGCAAUAAAAUUUUAUAAACGAAAUAAAUGUUUACAAGCAAUUAGAUCAUCCUCACAUCCUUAAAUUAUAUGAAUUCUAUUAGGAUGAAAAAAACUUCUACAUUAUUAUUGAAUUAUGCACAGGGUACUUAUUGAAUUGGAAUUUAGUGGUGAAUUGUUUGAUAAAAUAAUUGAAAAAGGAAGUUUUUCAGAAAAAGAAGCAUCCUACGUUAUGAAGUAGAUAAUGUCUGCUGUUUUAUAUGCCCACAAUCAAAACAUAGUGCAUAGAGAUUUAAAACCAGAAAAUGUUUUACUUGACAUAACUAGUUAAGGCAAUUACAAUGUGAAGGUUGUAGAUUGGGGAACAGCAAAAAUAUUUUCGCCCAAUCAAUAAAUUAAUGAAAAAUUCGGAACUUUGUAUUACAUGGCACCUGAAGUAUUGAAGCGUAAUUAUAAUGAAAAAUGCGAUAUUUGGUCUUGCGGUGUUAUUUUGUAUAUUUUAUUAUCUGGUAUACCUCCAUUUGGUGGUAAGACAGAUUUGGAGAUUCAAAAGAGCAUUUCGUAUGGAAAAUACACAUUAGAUGUAAGAUGAAUUUGGUCAUUUUUAAGAGUGAUGUUUGGAAUUCGGUCAGUGCUCAUGCAAAAGAUCUUGUUUCAUAAAUGCUUUAAUAUGAUGUAUAGAAGAGAUUAAGUGCUAAAUAAGUGUUGGAACAUCCAUGGGUUUAGUUGCAACAUUAAGAGAAGGUUGACAAACAGAUAGUGUAAUGCAGACUGAAGAAUCUGGUCAAUUUCAGAGCUGAAUAAAAACUACAAUAAGCCACUUUGAUGUUCAUCGGCACAACGAUGAUUUCGAAAGAAGAGAAGAACCAGUUAGUAGUUAUUUAAUUAUCGAUAAGAUGUAAGCUUUUAAAGAGAUGGACUAGAAUGGAGACGGGAUCCUUACAAAAGAAGAGAUCCUCGAAACAUAUAAGAAGUAUAUGGAUGAUGAAACUGCUUGUCAGGAGGUUCAGAAGAUCAUGGACUUAGUGGACAUGGAUGGAUCAGGUACUAUCGAUUAUACUGAAUUCAUCAUUGCUUCCAUGGAUCGAAAGAAAGCAGUUCAGAAGGAGAAAUUGAAAGAAGUAAUGUGAAAAUCUAAGAUUAUGUAGGCAUUUCAAAUAUUUGACAAAGAUGGCAAUGGAUUUAUUUCGGAAUAGGAAAUUAAGGAAGUGUUGGGACCAUCUAUAACAGGGAUUGAUGAGAAGUAUUGGAUGGACAUGAUCAAAGAAAUUGAUAAAAAUGGUGAUGGAUAAGUAAGUUAUGAGGAGUUCUGUGAAAUGAUGAUGAAAAUCAUUUAAUGA
Paramecium octaurelia is the source of this 1564-nucleotide messenger RNA. The record is from the annotation of a GenBank genome assembly. NCBI's taxonomy places the organism in Eukaryota, Ciliophora, Oligohymenophorea, Peniculida, Parameciidae.